Cuscuta epithymum is the source of this 1925-nucleotide messenger RNA. The record is from the annotation of a GenBank genome assembly. NCBI's taxonomy places the organism in Eukaryota, Viridiplantae, Streptophyta, Magnoliopsida, Solanales, Convolvulaceae.
AAUGCCCUAAGAUAACUAAAAGCUAAAGUAUUGAAGCACUUCCUUAGAGGAUUAGACAUGGCAGAAGGGUGGGUAUUGGUACACUCAACAUCUUCGUUUUUUCCAGUUUUUCUUCCUGGAAUCCCUUCCCCAAUUCUUAUUUCAUUUAUUAUUCAUCAACGAAGAGAUGCUUGGAUACCUGCUAGCUUAACCGUACCUGCUAGCUUAGCCGGCGACGGACGACUUGGAGAAGUUCUGAAUCGCGAUACACUCUUCUCGAGCUCAGGUUUCAUCAGCUUCUUCCAUCUUUUUCACUAUCUAAGCCGGGUAAUACAUGACUCACGUCUUCUUGUAUUCCAUGAAUUUUCUCGUUUGGACCUUCCAGGGUUUUGAACCCUAGACUUUUAAAUUUUUUCUUAAUAUUUGUGCCCGUUCUUAGAUUUCUACGCAGUGUAUCAUUUGUGGUCUCCCCUGAUUUUCUCUCUUUAUUCAUUCAUGGAUGGCUUUAUUAAAGUUGGGUUUAGAAAUUCAAAGGUUAUACAUAUCAGAAUUUUGUCAGUUGUUUAUUGUUUAGUGCAACCUUGUUUUUGCUCUCUGCUUUUUAGGAGCUUGCUCUAUAAAUCUUCUAUGGGUUAAUCAAGUUCAAGAAGGAUAAGAGCAACCAUACGUUAGUUCUGCACAAAAAGUGUUCGAAGAAAUGUCUAAACUAGAAAAGCGGGUAUUUUUUCUUCUUCCUCUUCAUGAUUUCACCCAAGAUGUUAUUCUGUUCCUUGCAACAUUUUCGUAUUAAAAAACAUAUUUUUCAGGCUUUGUUCAUUUUGAGGAAAAGACAAGUAUUACAUUCUGGAAGAUUAAGUUGCAAUAUUGAUAUUUAAGUUAAGUUUUGUGUUUUACGUUCUUGAUUAGUUUUUUAUUUGCACUAGUUUAUUGUUUGAACUGAAUUUUUAUAUAUCAUAAUCUUUGCUAUUUCUUUUCAAAUAAAAAUUGAAAACGAUGAUUAUUUGAUUACUUCAGGUUUAGUUUCAGAUGUAUGUCAAUCUUACUCCUUCAGUUGGUGAUUGUCAUAGGUCGUUUGAUGGUAAGCUGUGUAAUAAUUUUUUGAUUGAUGAAUCAUAAACUAUUUAGAUUAUAAGUUUUUUUUGUUAUAUAUCCUAUUGUUUUGAUACAAUAAAGAAGAUAGAAUAUUUAACACCAUUUCAUAUUAUAUCCCUACUUCUUAAGGGACAACUAGUGAAACUCAAUUGGGAAAAAUUAAUUAGCCUUUGUUUCUUCAUCACUGAUACAAUUAUUUCUUAAAGUUGUUGCUAGCUAGUUGCUGAGGUGAUUUGUUGGCAAAAAUCUUUAAUUUGCCUUGGGUUUUUCUCCACCUUAGGUGCUCCAAUGGGUUCUUAUACGAAACAGUAUGUAUGGUUAGUUGUUUCAAAGAUAUAAGAAAUUCUUUCGACAUAUGGAGAUGAAAAGAAUGGAACUGGAUAAUGGAGGGUCUCGCCUUACAAAACUAGAUGAGAAAUUGGCAUGGAUGCCUCAAAGGAUGAGAAAUCUAUAUACUACCUCCGUCCUAGGGAUAAGUUCCCACUUUCCUUUUUUGGCAGUCCCAACAAAAAGUUCCCAUUUCCCUAAAUGGAAAGAUAUCCUACAUCAAAACAGUGCCAAACAGUGCAAAACAGUGUCAAAACAGUGCCAAACAGUGUCGAAACAGUGCCAAACAGUAAAAUUUAACCCUCAGUAACUUUAUUUCCUUAAUAUGUGUGAAAGUCAACCCGGGAACUUCUCCCUGGGACGGAGGGAGUAUUAGAAUUUGGGUUUUGUAUUAUAUGUAUAUUUUUGUAAUUAAUAUGAAAUUUUAGACUUCAUAGAUUCAUGUUGUGCAAUGUACAAAAAUUCUACAAAUGUAUUAAAUGUGAUAUUUAUUGGUUAUAUAUAAAUGUAUUGAUUCUUAAUACUAU